Messenger RNA from Candidula unifasciata, 553 nucleotides. The record is from the annotation of a GenBank genome assembly. NCBI's taxonomy places the organism in Eukaryota, Metazoa, Mollusca, Gastropoda, Stylommatophora, Geomitridae.
AUGUCCAAGAAUCCAUAUCCACUGGCAAUGUUUGUUUCUCUGCUGAUGUCACAGGUCAGGAUAGGGGGUGGUCAUGGUCGGCUAUGGGAGCCUCCAGCUCGAGGCACUAUGUGGAGGCGUGGGUUUAAAACACCAGCUAACUACGAUGACAACGGACUAAAUUGUGGGGGAUUCAAUCACCAGGUCAGCCUAGGCUACAAGUGUGGGUUGUGUGGGGACGCCUACGACGGAGUCCGAGAGAACGAGACGGGAGGCAAGUUUGCUACAGGAAUCAUCUCCAAGACCUAUACACAGGGGCAGUCGGCAGUCUUUCAGGUUGACCUGACUGCCAACCACAAGGGAUUCUUUGAAUUUAAGAUUUGCCCAACCGGCGACCCCAGAGUGAAGGAAACCCAGAGCUGUUUUGACAAGAACCCAGUAUCCAUAGCUGCCUCGCACGGCUCCGGGACAAAGUACUACAUUGAUGACCAAUCCCGGAUGAUGGAUGUGAAAGUGCAGCUACCUCCUCACCUCAGCUGCGAGCAUUGUGUGUUGCAGUGGCGAUAUCACGCAG